AUGGCCGAAUUCAAACCAGAUGAGUUAGCUUGCGUCUACGCCGCUAUUUUGCUCCACGACGAUGGUAUCGCCAUCACCGCUGAAAAGCUCAAGACUGUCCUCGACGCUGCCAACGUUGACUACGCCACCCACUGGCCAGUCCUCUUCUCACGUGUUCUCGCCAAGAACAACGUUGAUGACUUGAUUGCCAACUUUGCCGCCGGUGCUGUUGCCGCCGCUGCCCCAGCUGCUGCUGCUGCUGCUGCUCCAGCCGCCGCUGCCGCCGCCAAGCCAGCUGCCAAGAAGGUCGAAGAAAAGAAGGAAGAAUCCGACGACGAUAUGGGUAUGGGUCUCUUCGAUUAA
This is a messenger RNA of Cavenderia fasciculata, 342 nucleotides long. It is a transcript of the gene rplP2, whose product is annotated as ribosomal acidic phosphoprotein P2. Lineage: Eukaryota; Evosea; Eumycetozoa; Acytosteliales; Cavenderiaceae. The transcript has 3 exons. Gene Ontology annotation, molecular function: structural constituent of ribosome; ribonucleoprotein complex binding; protein kinase activator activity. The record is from RefSeq and is a predicted model, not a curated record. Gene Ontology annotation, biological process: cytoplasmic translation; translational elongation. Bases 1 to 342 code for a protein of 113 amino acids. Gene Ontology annotation, cellular component: cytosolic large ribosomal subunit; ribosome.